Messenger RNA from Medioppia subpectinata, 500 nucleotides. The record is from the annotation of a GenBank genome assembly. Lineage: Eukaryota; Metazoa; Arthropoda; Arachnida; Sarcoptiformes; Oppiidae.
UGAUAUCUAGUGGUAAUACUAGUGUUGUAUUGCGUGUAGAGUAUGUCAUAUGACUGUUAGUGUUGAGUAACUCGACUCCCACUCCAGUCUCGCAACAGUACAUCACUCGACACACAAUACACACAACACUACUCACUGGCAGUCACUGCAGGCAUCACUUCAUCACUUCUGUUUAAUUUAAAGCAAUUGAAAGCAAUUAAAGGCUUUUGCGAACAAAAUCUGAGAUAAUGUCAGUGGAAGUGAGCAAAGAAUCUGAACCCUUAGAAAUGGACGAAGAGGUGGCCGUUAAGGAGAAAUUGAAUCCAUCAGCGGAUCCGCAGCCGUCGAUCGUGAAGUACACGGCGGCCAACGAUAGCAAGAAUGGCGAAGCGGUGGUGGAUGUGGACAAUGGGCUGUCGGGUGCGGUCGGCAUGAGUAAGAAGGAGCUGUUGAAGUACGCCAACGACCCCUUUUGGGUCCGCCUUCGCAUGUCUUUGUUUGUCAUGUUUUGGGUCGUUUGG